GGAGAACGUGAUGCGUUUGAUACACUGUUCGAUUAUGGUCCAGAUAAGCUGGCACACGUCAAAAGUUCACUGUUAGCGUUUUGCAACAAACAUCUGAACAAGAUCAAUCUUGAAGUAAGUGAUCUUGAGACACAAUUCCAAGACGGUGUUCAUUUGGUGCUGUUGAUGGGCUUACUCGAAGGCUACUUCGUACCACUCUAUAGUUUUCAUUUACAGGUGUCGACCCACGAACAAAAAGUGCACAAUGUAGCAUUUGCAUAUCAGUUAAUGGCAGAGGCUGGUGUUCAAAGACCUCGAGCACGUGUGCAAGAUAUUGUUAAUGGUGAUCUGAAGAGCACUCUACGAGUUUUACAUUCUCUUUUCACUAAAUAUAAACACGUCUGA
Anisakis simplex (herring worm) is the source of this 384-nucleotide messenger RNA. The record is from the annotation of a GenBank genome assembly. NCBI's taxonomy places the organism in Eukaryota, Metazoa, Nematoda, Chromadorea, Rhabditida, Anisakidae.